GAUAGUUCGAUUCACCUUCAAUGUGAAGAACCAUACAGUCACACAGUCAUCCUUCGAUGCUCCAUGCUCGAAGAUGGACGGAGGGUUCGACACCGGGUUCACCAAUGCUGUAGGCUUCAAUCAGAGUUCUGAUUUUCCCACGUUCAACUUCACGGUUACCGACGACUCCAAACCGAUCUGGGGGUACUGUCGGCAAGCUCCGCCCCCUCCUGGCCCAACACACUGUCAGUCUGGUAUGGUUUUUGCGAUCAAUCCUCCGUCAUAUGGGAACACCUUCGAGAAGUUCUUGACCACCGCGAAGGCGUCCCACGAGCAAAGUCGGCCUCUAACGCAUUAUGUUACGGUGGGUGGUGUGAAGAGUGACGGCACUCCCAACUUGGCGUAUGACCCGCCCAUCGUGAAAGCAAGCCCGGGCGAUAAAGUUCAUUUUACCUUCAAUGUCAAGAAUCACACUGUGACGCAGUCUUCGUUUGGGUCUCCCUGCGAGAAGCUUUACAACGGCUUCGAUUCUCAAUUCAAUCCUGUAGGCGCGAACACGACCUCGAAUUUCCCCUCUUUUGAGAUCACGGUCAACGACACAAAUCCAAUCUGGGGAUAUUGCCGUCAAAAGAACCCCUCUUCCCAUUGCGGUGCUGGCAUGGUGUUCGCUGUCAAUCCACCGGACUCCGGAAACACGACAUUCGACGCGUUCAAG
Molecule: messenger RNA, 694 nt
Organism: Heterobasidion irregulare TC 32-1
Lineage: Eukaryota; Fungi; Basidiomycota; Agaricomycetes; Russulales; Bondarzewiaceae
Exons: 5
Source: RefSeq, a predicted model, not a curated record